CAGCAAGUCUAGGCUCACUCAGAUCAAGAGAGUGCUAGCCACUCACCCAAAGUAGAGGCAGGCCUCCAGCAUGUCAGAGAAGCCAGAGGACCAAAAGGAACCAAAGGAUUUAAAGGCUCUCAUGCCCACAGAGAGGAAGUCCGUGUGGAGGACUGCAGAGGAGAGGCGGAUGUCUGACCUCACGCGGGUGCUGGAGUGGCUAGAGAGGAGGAAGGGGAAGAAGAAGCAACCUGUCCAGAAGCAAAAGGUCAUGGUGAUGGAGACCCCAAAAGCAAAGAUGAAAGAAGGAAAGAAAGUCAAAAAUAUCUUGAAGCGGCAAGAAGACAAGGCCAAAGCAAAGCUCCAGGAGCAGGUCCCAGGGCAAAGCAGCAGGAGGAGCACUGCCUCCAACAUGUUUUACCAAAAGCCUUUUGGAAUGGACCAAAAGCGCUUGAGUACAUUCUCCAGCAUCUAUGAAAAAGCUGUUCCCAGAUCAGAGUUAGACAUCAAGGAUGUUGUGGCUCUAGAGUCCACUCCACGGGCACCCUCAUUCCGUCGCCAAAGUUUGUAUGCAGAUCCCUCGAUUCCUGAGAAUGCCUUUGGCGGCCGAAGAAUGACCAUAAUGAAAGACUGGCCAGUCAAGACCUCAGACAUCACUUUUGAACGCAAGCUAAAGAGCCUUAUGGAGAAGGGCACUGAACCAAAGAUAGAAAGCGUGAAAAUGCUGAGGCCAGAGGAAGUACUGAGCUGCCGAUACCUGAGGUUGUCCAGCAACAACAUCCGGACCUUGUUCAAGCUGUGCAAGGAUGUGGGUCUGAACAUGGACAUCCACCCUCACAUGACUGAAACAGAGAUAGAUGUUCAAAAGGUGUUCCCCAAAAACCACAACGCAGCAGCCUGAACAGCUCCUCCCCCUGGCCACCUUCCAGCUCUUUCCGCCAUCUGACUGUGGCCACCAGAGGGUAGCAUCUGGUAUACUACAACUGGCCUUUCAGACUUGGCACAUCUGUUUUAGACAGUAGCAAUCAGGAAAGCAUCCCAGAUCGCUCUGUAGAUGUAGGCUUUGUCCUCGCCACUCAUGUCCAACUCCAAUUAGAAGAACCUGCAUGUUUUCUUACUCUCAGAGAAGUCUCCUUAGGAAGGCCAUCUCACAGGGAGUGGGAAAUGGAGACUCAAAGUCCCCAGAGGACCUUAAGAAGACAAAAUGUUGAGGGACACACACACACACACACACACACACACACACGGCCUCUUUUAUGUUGGUGCAGUCAAGGGGGUAACAAGAGCCUCAGACAGCAUAGACGGAAACAAGGAAAUUGGCCUUUGGGUGCUCACAACAGUGGGGCCCCCUGGGGCUGGGAGCUUUUGGGCAUUCGAUAUCUGUAAGUUCAGGACCUCAUUAUUCACUUGAAGAAGUAGAGAGGGCAAAGCACUUACCCAAAGUCACACA
This is a messenger RNA of Cavia porcellus (domestic guinea pig), 1429 nucleotides long. RefSeq names its product chromosome unknown C16orf78 homolog (gene CUNH16orf78). NCBI's taxonomy places the organism in Eukaryota, Metazoa, Chordata, Mammalia, Rodentia, Caviidae. The record is from RefSeq and is a predicted model, not a curated record. The transcript has 5 exons. Bases 71 to 880 code for a protein of 269 amino acids.